This is a messenger RNA of Patella vulgata (common limpet), 4800 nucleotides long. Its product is annotated as protocadherin-9. Bases 442 to 3993 code for a protein of 1183 amino acids. The record is from RefSeq and is a predicted model, not a curated record. The transcript has 5 exons. Lineage: Eukaryota; Metazoa; Mollusca; Gastropoda; Patellidae. Gene Ontology annotation, biological process: homophilic cell-cell adhesion. Gene Ontology annotation, cellular component: plasma membrane. Gene Ontology annotation, molecular function: calcium ion binding.
GUUGACUUGCUCCAUUCAUUGAAAGAGUCUCUCGGCUAAGCUGUACUAGGAGAUGUUAGUAGUGGUUAUAGCUCAGUAGCUGUUAUCAUGUUAAUAGAUUGUCAUAUGAACACUGACUGUGUGAGAGAGUGUUAGUUAGUGAUGUUGUUAGAACUGGACUCGUAGUACUAUAUAUAGUGGAUUAUCUCUGAUCGGUAUUUAUGUAUUAAUGUUGGUUGUGUAGAUCUAGGAGUAUAUAUUAUUUACCUGUGGAUAUAAUGAUUGUAAAGAAAAAGUCCAUGAAUCCAGAUGCUUUAUGAUAUACGGAAAGUUCUCAAGCUGUAAACAGCCAUAUAUAUAGUUUUGGAAUUGUGAUCCGAAAGAAUAGAACUUUAUCCAUGGUUAGACACGUUUCCCGAACAUUGAUACGGUAGUGAGAGUUCGGAAAAAAGAAUUUCCAUAAUGGCUUCCAUAAUUGUUGUAAUAUUUAGUUUUUUGAUUGUUCCCAGCAUUUUAGGAAAUGAAAUUACGUUACGUUAUGAAAUCGAGGAAGAGCAAGAUCCUGGUACGGUAAUCGGAAAUGUCGCUUCCGACAGUAGACUUGAUGAAGACUUCAGUUCUGCAGAAUUUCAAAAACUGACUUAUAUCAUAUUUAAGGAAGGUAAUGCACAUGCAAAUAAAUUCCGAAUCAAUGAUAAAACAAGUCAAUUAAGUACAGCUGUUAAACUAGAUCGUGAAGUCGUCUGUGAAUCCAAGUUGGUUUGUGAAUUAAAAAUAGAUAUUGGCGUGUACAUGAAGCUGGAUUCUGGAAUUGAUGAUUUACGUAAAAUUGUUCGAGUGACAAUAGUUUUACAGGAUAUCAAUGAUCAUGCGCCAACUUUCACCAAAGAUACUAUUACGCUGGAAGUUCCAGAAUCCGUUCUUAAAAAUCAUGUUCUUUAUAUAAGUGGUGCCAAUGAUCCUGAUAUCUCGCCAAAUUCUAUCAAAGAAUACAGUUUGAUUCCUCCAACUGGUAUGUUCAGCUUGCAGGUAACCACCAACUUAGAUGGCAGUUCUAAUUUAGGCCUGAUUGUCAAUCAUAAGCUGGACCGCGAAACUGUAGAUUUGUUUAACUUAAAGAUCAUCGCAAAAGAUGGCGGAAUUCCUCCGAAAACUGGCUCAGUGAACAUACAGAUUAAAGUUCAGGAUGAUAACGAUAAUAGGCCAGUCUUUUCCAACGAACCAUACCAGAUCUCAAUCAGGGAAGAUUUUCCUGUUGGUUCCACUAUUAUCAAACUCGAUGCUGUAGAUCCUGAUUUUGGUGUUAAUAGCAACCUGACCUAUUCCUUGAGCACCCGAACAUCUGACAAAGUAAGAAAAUUCAUUGAUAUAAAUGAAGCCACAGGUGAAAUUUAUGCCAAACAACAUCUUGAUUAUGAACAAGAGAAGUUUUUACAAUUUUUAGUCGAUGUUUCGGAUCGAGGUACACCAUCCCUCUCGUCUCAGACAACUGUUAAAAUUGACAUAGAAGAUGUAAACGACAACGCACCUCAGCUCAAAGUGAAUCUUCCACCUAGCAGUCGUGCUAUUUCAGAAUCGGCACAGAAAGGUGCCUUUGUAGCUCAUGUGUCUGUUUUUGACGAAGAUAGUGGUGAAAAUGGAGAAAUUACAUGUGACAUUGCUGAUGAUAGGUUUUCGUUGCUCCUCUUUUCUGACUUUGCGUACAUCUUUAAAAUAUUGUUGGAGAGACCUCUCGAUUAUGAAGAAACACAUAAUGUCACUGUUAAUGUAACGUGCAAAGAUAAUGGCAACCCACCUCAAUUCAACUCUACGUCAUUUGUUUUUGACGUAGCAGACGAAAAUGAUAAUCCUCCGCUUUUUUCUCAAAAGGAAUACAGAGUUGCCUUUACAGAGAAUAAUAGUAUUGGUGAUAAAAUACUGACUGUUCAGGCCACUGAUCCAGAUAGCGGUGAAAAUGCUAAAAUUAUUUACGAACUGAUGAACAGAAGUUCAGUAGUGACUAUAAAUUCUUCCAGUGGGAUUAUUCGUGCUGAAACGGUUUUCGAUCGUGAAGUAGAAACCUGGGAGUACAAUUUUAAGGUGAUAGCUAAAAACACUGGAUAUCCAGUCGUAUCCUCCACUGCAGAGGUAGUUGUGAUUAUCACAGAUCAAAAUGAUCAUCCGCCAUUAUUUACGUCAAAACAUUUUACGUUUGGUGUGAUGGAAAAUCAACAACCAGGUACACACGUUGACCGAUUGAAUGCGACGGAUGCAGAUAACAGCAAAAAUACAAAUAUGAUUUUCUCUUUCGCGGCUGAUUCGCAAGUUAAUGAGUUCAGUAUUGAUCCAUACACAGGAUUUAUUAAAACCACCAAAAAACUUAAUCGCGAGGAAAAUAGUCAUUACGAUUUUAAUGUUGUAGUUAGUGAUAAAGAUAAAUCAACGUUUGAAGAUACAGCUAAGGUUACGGUAAAUAUUUUGGAUGAUAACGACCAUGCUCCCGUUAUAUUGUACCCUAAUGAACGCAAUAAGACGGUUCAAAUUCCCUUUAAUAAGCCUGCGGGUACGAUCAUCUUAACGAUUAAAGCCGAGGAUUCAGACAGCGACAAUAACGCCAAGUUAACAUUCUCCAUCAAUAAGGGUAAUGAUAAGAAACUCUUUAUGAUGAAUUCCGAUACUGGAGAAAUCAUGAUUGCCAAAACCUUGCAUGCGAGCGAUUCCGAUACUUAUCCCUUGGUUAUUGGUGCCCACGAUAAUGGUGGCGCAAAACAAAAGAAUUCUUAUUCCAAUUUAAAUAUAAUAGUGACUGGAGGUAACAGUUCUGCUAUAAGAUAUGGCGAACGUGGUAAUGGCACAGAAAACCAGAAUAUGGCAAUUGUGAUUACCCUUAUUAUUGUGACUGUGGUUCUCGCCAUUGCAGUUUUAAUAACAAUUUGUAUUAUUCGAAAAAUAGAUCGCGAUAGGCGUAAGAAAAGCACCAGUAAAUUGGAAAUGGAGAAAGCAUUAGAAAUGCAGAAACCAUUUGAUCAUUUGAAUGACUUAAAAUCUAGUGAUUCAGAAGACAAUGAAAUAGAAAAACUAAAACAAAAAAUUAAACGUGAUUUAAGUUUUUCUGUGAAUGACAGUGAACCAAACUUUGAUUCUUCAUCUUUCACGAAUGUGUCAUCGUUUACAACAUUUACUGGUAAAAAUUUAACAUCAUAUUCCUCCAUAGAACAGAAGAUGCUUGAGAAUCCACAAGCUUGUAGUUCUGUUUUAUCUAAUAAUACAUUGUCUCCAGAUGGAAACAAGAAAAAUCGGCAUUAUCCCGAUAAAAGGCGGGAAAUAAACAGAUUGUCAUCUGAUCAUUUAAGACCAUAUAGAGGUCAUUGGUUACAAGAUCAAAAGCAUCAAGGUAUGUCAAAGAUAUCAGAAGAUCUAACAAGUGAGAUCUCUGGUAGUACGGAGACGAGUGAACGAGACAGUGGGCGUGGUGGUAGCGAAGAAGAUAUUCAUCCACAUAGUGAUUCUGAUGAUACCAAACCCGUGACUAGCCCCAGUAAUGGAGAGAACAGUUUUCGGCAUGACGAAACUACUCCAGAAAUUGUCAAUGUAUCGCCCCAUAGUCUGCACUCACCAACAGACACACAUUAUCAACGCAACAUUAGUUUUAGUGAUGACAGUGUGACGGCGAACACUACUGUUGAUAACCAACAAAGACUGCGGAGGAAUUUCUCAGAAAGUUGCUUCAUGGCAACUCCACAGAAUGUGACACCCAUACCACACGAUCGUAUGCGCAGUUUAAGGCGAUGUGCGGUAACAGAAAGUGCUCUGAUGGGAACAUUUACUGAUUACACCCAUAGCACACUGGGAAUGGCAUACUCGAUUGGAGACAUUGAUUUAACGGGGACAAUAGCGGCCAAUGAAUCGACUGUGAUAACAAUGGCACCAGAAGCUGAUCAAACUAAUAAUACUACCUCGUAUGAUCACACGAUUAAUGCAGAGGAGUUGUGCAAUGAGAUAGAUCAGCUGUUUUUUAACAAUUCACAAUAUUAAACUGUUUGCGACAGUAUAAAUAAAUGUGCAAUAUGGAUAUUAACCAAGCUAUGCAAUGUUGUCUGGUGAUGAGUUGAAUGAUGUUUAUUUCAAAAGCUUUGUGUGCAUUUAAUUAAAAACUGUCAUUUAAUGAGCUUUUUGUGAACUGAGAUUGUUCGUUUGAAUUUGAAUUGAGAUGUUCAUUUUUAGUUGCAAUUGUUGCUAUAUAUAUAUAUAAGUCUCUGUCUCAGACACGUUUGUAUAUUGAAUGUAAUUAUACUCAUCAGAAAUAUUAUCUUUCAUCAACAUCAUCAUGCAUUAAAUGAAACGUUAUCAGCAUUUUAAUAUUAAUUACCAUAGCUCGUUAUUAGAAUUGUAAUUAGUAAAUUUCACGUGUAUAAAAGAAAAUGUAUUGCCAAUAUCCCCAGUGUAAAUGUAAAUAGAUACUUACAAAUUGAAUUGCAAGAUAUGGUGCUAUAUGUAUGUAUGGAUAUGUUUAUUGUUAUUUGUUAUUAUUAAAUACUUUGUUUUUAAUGUUAUCCAAAUGAAAAAUUACAUUUCUCCUCCAAAAACUCAACUUCUGUUUAAAUAUUUAAAAUUAUUUUUCUUUAAUAUUUCAAAUAAAACGAGUAAAACUUCAUUUUUCAUGAGAUUAAUACAUCAGUUUUUAAAUUUUUAAGUCAUUAAUUUAUUAUAAAUACCAAAAACAUUUUAAACUUUUUUAGCUGUAGUUUCUUUUUUAAUCCGGAAAGUUUUAAAGAUCAAAAUCUCUAUAAAGUGUGACAUGUAUUUAUUACUAGAUCUUAAUAAGAUCUUAAUGUAAUACAU